GCGGGGAAGGAGGCGCCGCCGCGGCCGCGCUUCUCCUUCCGGGCGAGGCAGGGCGGGCAGGGGCGGAGCCAAGAUGGCGGCGGGCUGGCUGUGGCGGCGGCUCUGUCAGGGAUCAGCUUUUCCUGUCAGUUAUGCAAGCAGAAUUAUGCAAAAGCAGUAUUUUCUUUUGAGCUCCAACUUGAUGGGAGCGCGGCUGGCUGGAUCCCAUGGUUAUACACAGGAGCCUAAGACUAAUCCUUUGGUGUCUAUUUCAGAUGAGCCAGAAACACUGUACAAGAGAUUGUCCAUUUUAGUUAAAGGCCACGAUAAAGCUGUGUUGGACAGCUAUGAAUAUUUUGCAGUGCUUGCAGCUAAAGAACUUGGCAUCUCUGUUGAAAAAGUAGAUAAACCCCCAAAGACAAUAGAGCGAUUUACACUUCUCAAAUCUGUACACAUUUACAAGAAGCACAGAGUUCAGUAUGAAAUGAGAACACAUUACAUGUGUUUAGAGUUAAAAUACCUAACAAGCAGUACUGCUGCAGUUUACUUGGAGUACGUGCAACGAAACUUACCUGAAGGGGUUGCCAUGGAAGUGAAAAAGACUAAGAUAGAGAAAAUACCAGAACACAUUCAGAAACCUGUUUGGGAUACACUACCUCAAGUAGAAGAAACUGAAGUAAAGUCAUGAACACACCAGGUACUUGGCUCCAUUAGUACUGAAAUUCAUUGCUCCUAUCAACUCAUUUACUGAGAUGGUCCAUUGUUAAAUAAAGGUUCUCUUAUAAAGAAAUUGUAUAAA
Messenger RNA from Haemorhous mexicanus (house finch), 778 nucleotides. It is a transcript of the gene MRPS10, whose product is annotated as mitochondrial ribosomal protein S10. Lineage: Eukaryota; Metazoa; Chordata; Aves; Passeriformes; Fringillidae. Gene Ontology annotation, cellular component: mitochondrial small ribosomal subunit; mitochondrion; ribosome. The transcript is spliced from 7 exons. Gene Ontology annotation, molecular function: structural constituent of ribosome. Bases 74 to 667 code for a protein of 197 amino acids. The record is from RefSeq and is a predicted model, not a curated record. Gene Ontology annotation, biological process: translation.